Panicum hallii is the source of this 1747-nucleotide messenger RNA. RefSeq names its product atherin-like. The transcript is spliced from 2 exons. The record is from RefSeq and is a predicted model, not a curated record. The coding region runs from base 444 to 1169 and encodes 241 amino acids. NCBI's taxonomy places the organism in Eukaryota, Viridiplantae, Streptophyta, Magnoliopsida, Poales, Poaceae.
GGCGCCGGCGAGAUCCGGUCCCUUGACCUCCGCACCACCACCCCCGGUCCCAGCAGCUCGAACUUGGGCGUGGUCUCCGGCGCCACGAACCCGCUCCGUGCAUGCUGGAACGAGAAGGACGGUGCGACGUCCGCAUCGCCGCCCAGGUCAGGCAAGCCUGACCCUACCCCUUCCGUGUUCGCGGCCACCGAGGGGACGCUGUCGAGCGUCGCGACGCACGCGCGGCGUUGCUUGGGCUCGGGCAGCAGCAGCCGCUCCCUCUCCUCCUCCCUCGCCGGAGCACUGCGGUCUUCUCCUCAGCCUUCGUCGCGGGCUUCUCCUCCUCCUUCUUGGCCUCCGUCGCGGGCUUUUCCAUCCAUGUGCUGUUAAUUGAGGAGUGGAAAGAUGGAUUUGCCCCUGGCCCCACAUGCUCCACCUUCUCCGACGCACACUCCGUCGGCGCCAUGGACUACCUGUUGUUCAAGGACCGCCUCGCCGCCACGCCCCAAGGCGAGAUCGACGCCAGGUACCAGGCGGCGGGGCGGCACUUGGACGGCCACGGGACGACGGGCCGCGGCGAAACGGGGCCUGGGACGGAUGAGGGCCGGCAACGAGCUCCGUGCCUCGAGCUGCUUCACCGCAGCGCUGGCGAGAUCUGGUCCCUUGACCUCCGCACCACCACCCCCUGUCCCAGCAGCUCGAACUUGGGCGUGGUCUUCAGCGCCACGGACCCACUCCGUGCGUGCUGGAACGAGAAGGACGGUGUGACGUUCGCGUCGCCGCCCGGGCCAGGCAAGCCCGACCCCGCCCCUUCCGCGUUCGCAGCCGCGGAGGGGACACUAUCAAGCGCCGCGACGCACGUGCGGCGUUGCUUGGGCUCGGGCAGCAGCAGCCACUGCUCCCUCUCCUCCUCCCUCGCCGGAGCACUGCGGCCUUCUCCUCUGCCGCCGCCACAGGCUUCUCCUCAGCCGCUGGCACAGGCUUCUCCUCGGCCGCCGUCGCGAGCUUCUCCUCCACAUCUUCUCGGCCUCCGUCACGGCCACCUUGGCCGCCGCCGCCGCGACGGGCACGGCUUCUUGCUUCGCCUCGUCGGCCAUGCAGGUGAACCUGGACAUGGAGGACCAGGCGCAGGUGCUGGCCUCCCCGUGCGACACGCUCGUCGGCGUCUACGACGGACACGUCGGGGCUGACGCCUCCUGUUUCCUCUGAUCUCGACUCUUCCCCAUGUCCAACGUGCGUGGAGGGGUGGGGACACGGCAGCCGACGAGGCGGUGGCGUAGGAGGGGUAGGAAGUGAGGAGGCUGGAGCUGCAGCUCUGCUUGCCUCCGGGUCGCGCUUGGCGUGGACAAGACUUUGCUACGGAUGCUGGGAGUAGGGAUCAGAUCUGGUGACGGGAGGUAGGAGACUAUGGGUGGGUCCCACAGGCAGAGCUCUACGUUGGACUUGAGAGGCACUAACAUGUGAGGCUAGGGGUAAAUCCGUCUUUCCACACCUCAAUUAACAGCACAUGGAUGGAAAAAGGGACGGAAUCUCACUAAACGUAUAAACCAAAAUUUCUAUGGCACUGAGGGAAAUUCCUAAAAUUUUGUGGCAGUGAAGGAAUGGGCUAGAUUUUUUGUGGCACUGAGGGAAUUGGCUCACAAAAUUAUAGGUGUUUGGAUGGUCACCUGGCAAAAAGGUCAACUAGGUUAAAUAUCCAAACAUAUUUGUAGUCUACUUGGAACGUGUCUACCUGAAAUCUGAUAAUGAAGGAUAAAAUUGGCAGUGC